Messenger RNA from Ascochyta rabiei, 2481 nucleotides. RefSeq lists its product as uncharacterized. Gene Ontology annotation, molecular function: protein kinase binding. Bases 1 to 2481 code for a protein of 826 amino acids. Lineage: Eukaryota; Fungi; Ascomycota; Dothideomycetes; Pleosporales; Didymellaceae. The transcript is spliced from 2 exons. Gene Ontology annotation, cellular component: cytoplasm. The record is from RefSeq and is a predicted model, not a curated record.
AUGGACACAGAGGAUGGACAGGUUUUCAUAAGAAACUUGGCGUACUUUGUACGGACGCAUGAGAAAGCGCUUGCAAAUGCUCUGCAGUUGCAGCGUCAAUCUCCCAAACAUGGCCAAAGCAAUCCAAUCUCUCCCUCCUCGCCCACGGCGCCCUCGAGCCCCCCGCCCUCCUCCUCUUCCAGUGUCUGGGCUGCAGCGCUCUCGCUGCCUUCCUUGACCUUCACCUCGCCCACGAUCAAGCCCGCGAAGUUGACUUUGACCCCGCACCACCUGUUCUACCUACUCUCGCGCUUCGAGGACACUUCUAUCCCCGUCGGGCCCAUGAACGUUCGGCUCGAGAACAUUCACACCGAUGCCUCGCCUACCAACUACGUAUCGUUCCUCAGCAACACGCAGCGCCACAGGACCAAGAACUCGGACGGCAAUUCGAUCCACUCGGUUUCGAGUGUGCGCAGUGUCAUGUCGGGCAUGUCAUCCCUGUGGUCAAGCCUGCGGAUUGGAUCCAACAGUGUGGCCAAAGCUGAGAAGCAGAAGGCAUUGCUCCAGGAGGAUCUGAGAUACUUGUACUCCGCGUUCACCAAGAUCCCGUGUUUACGACUGGCUCCAGAUCACAAAGCUCGCCUGAUUGCGGGCUACGAAGAGUUUCCUUUCGACACCGCCGUGCCUUUGUUUGCCUUCAAAAACGUGACAGCUCUCGAGAUCUACGACGUCGACUUCCGCCAGUUCUAUGGAUGGGACCGACUUGCUGAAAAUCUCCGCAGCCUGACUGUCAAGCGAGCAGGUGUCGACGACCCGGCUGAUCUUCUUAUCAAUAUCGUCUUGGACGACAUUGACAAGCGCCGCAGACGAUCUGCGAAAGCACCUCAUUCACCAUCGGUACCUUGGCCUACGGCAAGUCCUACCUCGAAACACGCGAACCUAGCAAGAUCCGAAGACUCCCCACCAUCUUCACCGAAUGCUCCCAGCAGACAAGGUUCGAGUCCCCGUAGCUCUGAUGCUACGCGACACUACACUGGCAAAACCCCUGCGGCUCAGCGCCAGCGAAGCUCGUCUCCAUCUCGGCCCACCAGCUCGCGACACGGCUCCAGCCACACUCAUGGAAGGAGCAGUGCGCCGAAUUACCGGCGCUCCUCUGGAAGCUCCGCAUCGAGCGUGCGAUCAAACACACCUAGGGGAAGUUCGUCCAAUCUUCUCUCCUUGGGCUGGUUACCUUCGACGAAAUGGCGGUUUCUGAGACAUUUAAGUCUAGCUGACAAUGCGCUCACCAACAUAUCUUCAAACAGUCUUGCGCCGCUUACGAACACUCUGCAGUCACUCGACCUGUCCGCCAACCUCUUCAGCGAGAUACCAGAUAGUUUGGCCACGCUGACUUGCCUGCGUGCUCUCAACCUCUCCAACUGCAUGAUUGAGGGCUUGCAGUCCCUGGGCCGUAAUCCGUUACCUGCAAUCACAACUCUGAAUCUUCGUUCCAAUCGUUUGUCUUCUUUGGCCGGCAUCGAGCGUCUGUUGUCUUUGGAGCGAGUCGACCUCAGAGAUAACAACUUGACGGAUCCUACCGAACUCGCACGUCUCACUGUCAUACCUGAUAUUACCGAGAUCUACGUCCACCGUAACCCAUUCUGCAAGUCGUACCCUAAUUACCGAAUUACUAUUUUCAACCUAUUUCGCAGAACACCUGGCUACACCGAGGAUGUCAUCAUUGAUUCCACAGGACCUAGCAAUGCUGAGAGAAAACAACUCGUUGAUCGAGCGCCAGAGUUGCCAGGAGUUCCUGUUGUCAAGCCGCCUGCCGAAGAUGACUCACCCCCGCCACAUGUGCCGCCCAAGGUCGUUAAAGCUAUUGAUUCUACAUCGGAUGGACAUGAUGGGCUCAGGCGUUCCGGCUCGCUGCAACGCCAGAAGAGUGCACGAAGUUCGCAAGUUGCACAAGGUUCUCAACGGAAGAAGAAAGGGCCCAAGCGAAGGAUAGUCGAAUUGUCCCAGACCGAGGCGAUGCAGCAGUCCGCUGCAUCUGGCCUCACUGCAUUUUCUUACGAAGAUACGUCAGCAAGAACACCGCCCAGGAUACAAAACCCCGUUGCGGACGUGUCAAUUCCGGACAAGCCUCGUUUCGAAGAACCACAAAAUGGCCAGAUCACUGGCGAUCCCAUGAAGAAGGCCUCACAGGACGAGCGAGUCGUCAUUGACACUACCCACACAACGCACCAGCAACUGCCGCCCAUCGAUACUACCACUGACAGCAAGGCGCCACAGCUUCCCGAGCAGGAGUUCGAUAUGAGCAACGAUCUGUACAAGAAGAAGAUCGAAGCACUGCGACAAGACUUCGGCAACACCUGGCUAAGUGCGCUAGGAGACGAAAACUGGGACUCGGCGGCUUCGGAUCUCUCUCCAGAGCGAGGGUGCAGCUCGCCUACCAUACGACCAGCACAACCGCGGAUGCCCAGCCAAGGGAUUGUCUCGGGAGGUCGUACACUUGGGUGA